GGCAGUUCAUGUUCUCGCGCAGUGCGUAGCAACGCGUAACGUUCUUCUCGAAGAUCGCAUAAAUUCAAUACAACUGUAUGAAUGUUUUCAUACGAACCAAAAUGGGACAAACAAGCGUUCAAUUAACAUUAUUAAGGAACUAUCAAUGAUUCCUGUACGAGGAAUAAGCUAGUGGAUAUAAUAAGAACCUCUAAAAUACACCACCAGAUUUGCUGUCAACGAUCAGUGCAUUUUCCACUAUAACUCAUGGGCCUCUGUUAGUAAAUUCGUGGAUGUGAUACGGACGUUACCGGGGUGCUUCCCGUAGUCCUUUCUCAAUGUUCUACGAAUGGAAUAUUCUGGCAGUAUGUAACGCCUGAUAGCUACAGGAGCCGUGUGUACUAAUGAAUCUUAACUUAUUUUGUUGGUUCUCACUCGUUAAAGCGGGUGGUUCAGUAGUUCUUUCAGGGACACAUAUGAUAUGUAGAAGGAUGUAGAUGAAUUUGUGCCUGUAGUCCGUGUUCAUCAAUUUCUCAAUCACUGCAAGACAGGGACGUGACGCUGAAAUAAUGCGCACGUGAUUUUCAUUUAGUGGUUAUUUGUUGAAAAAAUGCCAAUGAUAAUUUUAUAAUCAUUCUUUUAUAACUCGAAGGAAAUGACAGAAGUGAUAUUUAACGUGGCAUACAACAAUUGCACCUAGCAAGUGACUGAACGCUAGCGUGAGUGACUCAUCCCAGUGAAUGUUUGUGCACUGGCAUUGACACUGUUGUGUACAUCUGUGUUGCUUGAUUCUAACACGAUUCUCGUAAACAAAGAAGAAUUUUUGGGACGAUGGCAAUUCUUAUAUAGAAAAAUUGCACAUUUUACCGUUCAUCGAUGGGUAUCGACUAAAUUCUGUCAGUGAUAAUAAGUUCUUUUACAUUGACUCAAGAAUUAGUGGACGUUUCCAGAUCAAAAGAGUUGAUUUAUUCAUAUGGAAUUAAUAUUGUUUUUUUCUACUUUGAAACAUGUUAACCCACUAGUUUAGUAACACGGACAUACCGACGAUGUUAAUCGGUAAUCGAUGUAAUGUCUAGGACUUCGCGCAAGACAAGGUGUAUGCCAAUACAGACGCAUGGGUGCGGUGUGUUGAAAUGAAUAAUAUAUAUUUUAAAUUGGAUAUUAAAGUGCAACGACAUUGGUGAAUUUUACAGAGUGAUUGAAGUGUUGAGGGGAAUAGUGGUGAAGUAUACUGGCAGAAGAGGGAGGGGAGGGGAACAAUCUACGUAAUUGUUGGCAAGCCAUUCAAAAUGGGCACAGGAAAGAUGAAUGUUAUAUAUGUUUGAGUGGACUGGGAUAUUUUCUAUAUAAUAGACUACACAUCGAUAAAUUUUUUUCAAUUUUCAGUAACAAGUUCAAAUCACUGUGUUACCAUGCUAACAUAUCCUAAAUUAAUGGAGAACAACUCUUUGACUCUAAAAAUUGAAAUGAAUAGUAUGAAAAGAGUCACAUUUUCGGAAAUAUAAAACUUUUUAUCGUGAAAAAAAUUCAAUUGAAAAAUAUUAAAGUUGGUUAUGAGUUAGUCAUAAUAGAAGCAGAAGAGAUAUGAAAAAAAUGAAAAGGCUGGAAAUUAUGAGAAUUUACAGUUCACGAAUAUUCGCAAGAAAGUUCCGCUGCGGAGGCAAACAACGUUGAUCCAUAGCUCGAUUAUGGCAUAUUCGUGCAACGAAACGAAAAUAAAAAGGGCAAAAAUGUCGCAGAGAAGAAUGACCCGGGUCUCCGAACGCAGUGUUAAUGUGGUGUAUUUUCUAUCGUUUUUUCUGACGAUUAAUUUUAUAGUUUUUGCUCAAAAUGAAGAAGGGGAGAUGAUAGCUUCUGGUUUUCCUAAUCAUGAUAAUGAUAACAGCGCAG
Messenger RNA from Diachasma alloeum, 1869 nucleotides. RefSeq names its product tyrosine-protein phosphatase 99A. Gene Ontology annotation, biological process: protein dephosphorylation. Gene Ontology annotation, molecular function: protein tyrosine phosphatase activity; protein binding. NCBI's taxonomy places the organism in Eukaryota, Metazoa, Arthropoda, Insecta, Hymenoptera, Braconidae. The record is from RefSeq and is a predicted model, not a curated record.